AUCACUGUCGUCGGCGUUUCACUGUCGUACAACGUCGACUAGUUUAUCGAAACAACGAUCCGCCACUAGCUUUUCAUCGGCUUUUCCGUCGCGCUCCUUUUUCAUCCGUCGUUCCAUCAGUGUGUAACGCGAUUACGUUCGUUUACCUCCGUUGGAAUCGUCUCGGGUCGCGAAAGGAGAAUCCUUUUUUUCAUUUUCCCACACGCGACACGCACCGAGUUACUCUAAAAGUCUCGAAGAUCGCGAUGGCAUUGUUAAAUGAAUUGCAAAUUCGUGAAGAAGGUCGUGACGAGGAUAAUCCCGUUCUUCCAUCGCAGAGUCACAGCACAAGAGAAUAGUACUUUCAUUAAAUGAUUGAUCUUCCAUUGGUCGAAGACACUGAAUUCAACAGCACCCUGGAAGAAUCUUGCCGCGAUUUCUUUAUUUUUUAAGUGCAACGUUUGUAUCUUGCUCCAGAAGAAAUUUUUUGUUAAAUCUGCACAGAGAUCACAAAGACGAACGAAUGGCGAAACGCUCGAGACAUAACUGACAGUCCGUGCACUUCAUUCUCGCGCAGCACGUGUUGAUCGUAAACACUCGCUUGCGUCAGCGCGAAUCGCGGGAAAACUCGUUGUGUCAAUGAAACGAUGGAAAACAACGAAGAUCGAUACCUGAGAAACUCCCUUUUCGUCAAACAGCACGAAACAGAGAGAAGAAAAAACAGAACGAUUGCGUUUCGUUGAUAGUUUCUCGACGACGUUCGACACGGUGGAAUUUCCACGCGGUUCACCGACGUAAUGGACUCUCUACAUACUCGGAACGCUUGGAUACCUUCGCAAACGAUGACACAAUUUUACUCGUUCCACAUUUUUAUCUCUUGAAUGCUCGGCUUCGAACGAUCACGAAGAUUUAAUGAAGAUAUCGUCGAUUUUUUUCACGAUCCGGUAUUCCAACACUUCCAACGAUUCGCGCGUUAAACAAAGCACCGAUGGUCACUCGUUAUCGCAAAAAGUGUAGUUAGCGAUAAGGAAUAUAUUGUUGAACAACGUUGUUACAUAUCAAUCGGUGAUUCGGAAACAUGAAAAUUCAUGACAUAGAAUUGUCACAGAAUAAUACUUAUUCCACGUCAGUUCUCGGUAUAGAAUGUACGGUUGUCGAAGAGAACGAAGAAAUUGACGAGGAACACGUGUAAAUAUCUCCUGGGAAGCUUCGAAACCGGCACAGAACGUGAUCCGAAGAGAGGUCGAAGAAGACUGAAGAAAGCCGGCUUCCAGGCUCGACAUCGUCGUUUCUUAUCGUGUGUUGCCUGUAAACAUUGCUUACAUCACGCUCCUCGUUGGCACGCUGGCCACGUUGUUUCGAGCGCGAAACUGUUUUUUACCAGCGGACCAACCAGAAUUCGGCAACUAUGGUUUUCUUGGUUCUUUCAUUGGUUCGCAUCGCGUUUCGAAGCGAUACGGUACUCUAUUCGUCCAGAAGAGAAUAGGGUCAUCGUGCGAAAAAUGACGCACAAGUUUCUAUUGACGAGUACGAGUGAAAUGUUUGAAAGUAUGCUGAAAGAAACGGUUCCUCCUAUAUCCUUAUUAAUUAUUAAUUAGGAAACCUAGAGUAAGCAGGUUGAACUCCAGGUGAAUGCCGAAGGCCCGUACAAAAGCAAUAUUUGGAAUAGUCAAUAUUUUUUUUUGUUUUGUUUUAGCUGUUAAGAUAGCGAAAAACACACCUAAAACGGUGUUGAGAUUAUUUCAAAAUCUAGCCAUAGGAAUUGAAAAAUCAAGAAUUUUUGCACAACUUCAAAACGUGUUCAUUCCAAUGGUAACGUUCAGUUCCAAAAAAGGUAACAACGCAAAACGGAGUCAACUGGGAGAGUGAAGCCUCAGGCCCUACGGGCCUUCGGCAAUAACACGGAAGGGGAAAAGGAUAAGAGGCAACCCACGUCUAAUCUAUAUCAGCUUCCCUUUAUCAUUAAUCAGCAUUGCAAACAGUUUCAUUAGGGUUUAUUAUUUUCCCGGUUGUUAUCUGUACUUUCUUAACAGCGUAAGUUAUGGCGUCCGACAAACCGAUUACAAUCUCCGUGGCUGUAAUUUCUCGUCGUACCGAGUGCUAUUUAUCGUCAAUGUCCGAACUGCCAAUCGGUGCUGUUUCUCGACGAUUAUUCGCGAACCCCCUCUUCAAUUCGCCACUUGCAAAAGCUUCUCGCUUUUUGUUACCGUUAUUCCACACGAUUAUCUUCCUUCUGAUACGAUGGUCUUAUGUUUCAUGGAAAUUAUAGGAUUAUUCAACUUUCAACUGGCAAUAAAUUAACGCGUUGAAUGCUAUGAGGGUGACCGGCACCGUAAAUUACACAUGUCUGAAUAAUUAAAAGAAAACAUCAGAAAAAAGGUAAUAUUGUUACGGUACGAAUAAUGUAAAAUGGCGAAUAGGAAGCUUGAAAUUUGAAAAUUAAUUAUUUCUAUUCUUAAUAAUUAAAACUUCGAUACGUCCCGCUUCAAUUUCGAAUAGUAUAGCGCGCUUUAAAAAUGGUACCACCAGUGGCACCUAGAGGCAACAUGUGGCAACAGCUUCAACGAGUCGAUAAAAUAGUAUAAUCUUGUCCAUGGUAACACUGAUUACAGAUUCCUAUUGGAUCUCGCUCAAAAGAUAAAAAUUAUAACCAAUUUCCGUGUUGUUUCGGACCAUUUGUCCUACGACAUGAUGGGAACCGGAGGAACUCUAAAGCAUGGGACUCACCGAUCAUUGAUUUGCACCACUGCACUAGCAACGUCUGUCGAAAGUUUGAUUGGCCCACGAUUGACCCACGAUUGACCCAUGGUUAAUUUGUUGUUCUGGUGGAUUAGGCAGCUCGUAGUUUAGUUCGUCAAAAAAAUGCUACCCUCCACGGCCAAAGUACAAUUCUGAAAGCAUAAAAAUAACAAAAUAUUAAAGGAACUCCCCUAUAAAACGCUGUAAAACAUUUGUAACAUAAUAAAGAUCCAAGAAUACGAUUGAAAAGUACAGAAGUUUUUAAAUUACGAUCGAUGCACAGUAGACUGCGUAAUAAAAUAAUCUUUAAAAUCAUGUUUCAUUGCACAAGUAGAUUAAAUCUAACAUUGUAUAAUUAAUAAACCUGCUUGUAAGGUAACAAAUCGAUUUAUUCGUGCUUAUAAAAGUUCCAAGCGAAUCGUUUAUCUCGCAUAGUAAUUUCAUAUUGCUUUUCUAAUAAGUUGAACCAUGAAAAGGCUGUUAAUUUGGUGGUGGAAUAUUAUUAAACAGUACUUAAGGAACUGUAAUAUUCAUGGUAUUGGAUAUACAGUGGACGAAAAUCUUUCGUAUGUAGAAAGAUUAUUUUGGUUGAUCUGUUGUGUACUAAGUUGGUACGGAUGUGCAAUCACGAUCAUUGAUGUGCUAGAAGAUUAUCACGAGUAUCAUGCUGCUGUAACCGGUGAGACUACGUACCUUGAUUGGAAGACUCCUUUUCCCGCUAUUGCGUUUUGUAUUUCUUCUACCAAAACGAUUAAAAGCAAAUAUUUUAAAAGGAAUCCAGGAAUGUUCACAAAUUACUCCAAUCCCAGUUUGCUUCAAGCAUCAGCAGAAGAACUUUUGGAUGCUUACAAAAAGACGAACAUACCCUGUACGGAAUUUUUAGCCGAGUGUACCUGGAACAAUAAGAAGUUCAAUUGUUGCAGCGAAUUUCAAGUAAUAAAGAAAACUGGUAUCGGUCAUUGUAUCGCUAUGAAUACCUUACAUGUGAAGAAGAUGAAUGAACCGAGUGUACGCUUCUUCGUCAAUCGCACCGUAAAAUACGGUGACGUUAUCAUUGAUAUUAACAUAAAUUCGAAAACGAAAGCGUACUUCUUCACGUCGUUUACAGUGCACGUCUUCAAUAACCUCCAGCUACCAAUGCUUACUAACAUAGAGAAGGACGAGAUACAUAUGAAGCCUGGCAAAACAACAUUAGUCCAAUUUAUAAUACAGGACACGGUCAACGAGGAUGGCGUGAAGAAAAUUCCAAUUGAUCAUAGAUUUUGUCGUUUCCCGGAUGAAAAACAGGCUAACGGUCUGUUUGACAUUUACAGCAGCGAUUCAUGUUAUCUCGAGAUGAUAAUAGAACGGAUGAUAAAGUUAUGUGGUUGCGUACAUUUUUAUUACUUUGUACCGAAAGGAGCAAGGGCUUGCAACGGAACUGAGAUGCUUUGUAUAAUUGCGAACAAAACGGAAAUCACGUCGCAGGUGGCGAAGAAUGAACAAUGCUAUCUUAAUUGCGAAGGGACAUCGGUGAUCUUGAACGGACUGGAACCUUACGAACAUAAUUCUCCGGAUCGUUCCUACUCAAGAAUUCAUUUUUCUUUACUUUCGCAUCCAACAGUGAGAUAUCGUCGAUACGUUGUCAAUGACAUUUUAGAUGUCACAGUUUCAGUCGGAAGUGUAUUUGGUCUCUUCAUGGGAGCUAGUAUUUUGAGCUUUUUUGAAAUACCAUACUGGUUAUUCUAUCGCCGAGACAAACUAGCUGAAGUCAAUUCUUUUUAAUUUUAAAAGUCACGAACAUAGAUUGA
Osmia lignaria (orchard mason bee) is the source of this 4508-nucleotide messenger RNA. RefSeq names its product pickpocket 13 (gene ppk13). Lineage: Eukaryota; Metazoa; Arthropoda; Insecta; Hymenoptera; Megachilidae. The record is from RefSeq and is a predicted model, not a curated record. Gene Ontology annotation, biological process: sodium ion transmembrane transport. Gene Ontology annotation, cellular component: plasma membrane. Gene Ontology annotation, molecular function: ligand-gated sodium channel activity.